AUGGCAGUCUCAGUUCAAGGAAAAACAGCCAUCAUCACCGGCGCAGGCUCUGGAAUCAAUCUGGCCUUUGCCAAGUUGUUGGUAGAAAAUGGAUGCAACGUUGUCAUCGCCGACCUAGCUUUGCGCCCCGAGGCCAAAGUGCUAGUUGAUAAGCACACCUCUGGCCCUGUACGAGCUGUCUUCCAGCAGACCGAUGUUACAGACUGGAUCCAACUUGAGCGAAUGUUCGAGGUGGCCGAGAGAGAAUUCGGCACGAUCGACAUUGUUUGCCCAGGCGCGGGCAUCUACGAGCCACACUGGACCAACUUCUGGCGUCCACCUGGCUCAACCGCAAGCAAAGACUCCCGUGACAGCGGCCGAUAUGCACUGGUGGACAUCAAUAUCACCCACCCAAUCCGUGUCACACAGCUGGCAAUUGCGCAUUUCCAGAAGCACCGCGAGAACGGUCGCCUGAAGCACAUUAUCCACAUCUCCAGUAUUGCUGGACAAAAUGAGUCGUUCUCGGCACCUAUUUACGUUGCCACGAAGCAUGCCAUCAACGGCUUGGUGCGAUCACUAGCCAAGUUGGAGAGAAUUGGUAUCCGUGUCACGGCAGUGGCACCUGGUGUUAUCAAGACUCCCUUAUGGACGGACCAUCCUGAAAAGAUCAAAAUGGUGAUUGACAGCUCUGACGCCUGGGUGACGCCCGAGGAAGUAGGAGAGGUGAUGUUGGCGAUGGUACAGCAGGAUCAGGUGAGCGAAAUCAUUGGAGAUCGAUCUGGUCGAGGAACGCAGUAUAAGGUGAAGGGUGGGACGAUUAUCGAGGUGUCAAAGACGGCGCGGGAAGUUAAACAAUUCAAUGAUGAGGGCCCUGGAAAUCGGCCGGGAAACACAGUCUCGGACAUCGAGGCGGUGGAGAACGAAAAUUGGGAACUUUUGUCGCAGAAGGGAUGGGGACUAUCGAAGUUGUAA
Penicillium pulvis is the source of this 951-nucleotide messenger RNA. RefSeq lists its product as uncharacterized. The coding region runs from base 1 to 951 and encodes 316 amino acids. The transcript is spliced from 3 exons. Gene Ontology annotation, cellular component: cytoplasm. The record is from RefSeq and is a predicted model, not a curated record. Lineage: Eukaryota; Fungi; Ascomycota; Eurotiomycetes; Eurotiales; Aspergillaceae. Gene Ontology annotation, molecular function: oxidoreductase activity, acting on the CH-OH group of donors, NAD or NADP as acceptor.